AGCCCCACCCUCUCCCCAUGAUGCAUGUUCCUCCACCUCCACCUCUCUCCCCCUCCCUCCCUGUCAUGGGCCAGAGCCCCUCUCUCUCUGCUCUGCUCUGCUCCGCUGCUACAAAAGACGGCAUCGUUUUCUGCCCCCCUCUCCUGCUUGUCCGGCUCCUUUCUCCCCCUCCAGUCCUGCCCCAUUCCAGCUGAGCCGGGAAGCUGGACACGCAUAGCUAUGCAGAGGAGGAAGCAUCACAUCUCGUGAUCCCCUCACAAAUCCACCAAGAACGGCAUUCUCCGAGCUGUCCCUCUUGCUGCUUCACCUACUCCUUUUGCAGUGUUUUCCUAGUUCCUACUAGCAGUCUCCAGUCUAGCACCGCACCAAGAACCAAGAAAUCCAGCAGAAGGGAUUGAUUCCAUCCUUUUUGCGCCUACUCUGUCCCAAUCUGCCACGCACAAGUUGCCGAGACAAGAACCGCUCUUGCAAGAUCUUGCCAUACUCCUCCAGCAAUUUGGCGCCAGCUAGGCUGCCAAUCUCGCGCCGGAGGUUGAGAUUUAGAGGCGGGAGAAGCCUAGUCUCCAGCGAUGGCGGCCGCGCUGGAGUGCUGGUCGGGCCGGCCGAGCACCGACGAGGAGUCCAUGGUGGAGCAGGUUCUCAUGAAGCCCCACGCCCGCUCGGACGGUUCGCUCCCCACCUGCGCUGACUCGGUCGGCGCGGGUGACCCGAUUUCGGGCCCGGCGGCGCCCAAGAAGUGGCAGCGCCUGGGCCGCAACUUCGCCGGCGCCAUCGCGGCAUUCAAGAACACGCUCAACCUGGACAACGGCGGCGUCCCCCGCGACCCCUCGCCGCGCGCCGGCGGCGAGAAGCCGCCGCUCCUCCUCCGCGGCCUCGCGCAGCUCUACUCCCGUGGCGCCGCAGCCCAGCAGCUGCCGGAGAAGCUCGUUUCUGACCUCCGCCGCCACUUCGAUGCUCUUCCCAACAGCUACGCACAGGCAGGAUUUGACAUGAAAGAUGUCCUCUUGCACGCCCGCCUUGUAGAGCAGGCGGCCGGUGAGGAUCAGCCUGCACUGAGCAUCGAGGAAGUUCAUGGCAGCAAUGGCAGAGAAAGUGGUGCCGAGGGCACUGUAUUUCAGCUCACCUUUGCCUGCAACGCCCCACUUUCAUGGCAGUCAAUGUCAGGCUCACUCGACAGCCCAUUGUUCAGUUGCAAGAAGAUCCAGAUCUUCGAGAAGAGAGGACUGACACUUGGUGUCGUCCUGAUAAUUGUGCAAUCCGGGAGCGAGGAGCUCUUCAAGAGCCGGGUCGAGGCCGCGCUAAAAUCGGCGACAAAGAAGCAUCGGAAGAACAGUGGAGGCGGCGGUGGCGGUGUGAAGCUCCCCUUCGGGCUCUGCGGCUGCCAGGAAGAAGGAUCGCGCAACUUCGACGAGGAGUCCAUGUUUGAUCCCGAGGAAGGCCAGGAUCUUGACAAUGAGCCUGCUCGCAGGCCAUACCUUCCCACUCCCCUACCACAAUCAUCAGUCUUUGUCUCAGUAGAUGAGUGGCAGACCGUCCGAUCCGGGGGCGAGGAGCUCGGCCGCUGGAUUGUGAGCUCCGAGGAGAUCGAAUUCGUCGACUGGGUUGGCCAAAACUCGUUCAGGGGAGUCCACAGAGGAAGGAAGGUUUGGGUUAACAAAAUGAGGGGUUGCAACAUGGGCAGUGCUUACGAUGUCGAGAUCCGUCAGGACUUGCUGCAACUGAUGAGCUGCGGUCAGAAGAACAUCCUCCAGUUCCAUGGCAUCUGCUUCAACGAGAGCCAUGGCCUCUGCAUAGUGACUAGGAUGAUGGAAGGGGGCUCGGUUCAUGACAUCAUUAUGCAGAGAAACAAGAGACUGUCGCUCCGGGACACGAUUAGGAUUGCUCUUGAUGUUGCUGAUGGCUUGGCGUUCAUGAACGGCUACGGCAUUGCGUACCGUGAUCUUAACGCACGAAGGAUCCUGCUAGACAGACAGGGAAAUGCCUGCCUUGGGGAUAUGGGCAUUGUUACCCCUUGUAAUAAUGCUGGCGAGGUUACUGAGUAUGAGACGUCUGGGUAUCGCUGGCUAGCUCCAGAGAUCAUUGCUGGAGAUCCAGAAAGCGUAUCGGAGACCUGCAUGAGCAACGUCUACAGCUACGGCAUGGUUCUGUGGGAGAUGGUGACCGGCGAGGAGGCCUACUCGACGUACUCGCCGGUGCAGGCGGCGGUGGGGAUCGCGGCGUGCGGGCUGAGGCCGGAGAUACCGAGGGACUGCCCGCCGUUCCUGAGGUCGCUGAUGAGCCGGUGCUGGGACAAUUGCCCUCUCAAACGCCCUCAGUUCUCGGAGAUCAUAUCCACCCUGCAAAAGCAGAGCCUGAGAUAGUUUUUUUCUCUUCUUCUUUCUUUUUCUUUCCUUUUUACCAUUAUAAAUCAUGCUAUAGUAGUAUAUGUGCUAUGUUUGGCUGAGUGCCCAGAGAUGCAGGAGACUGCAUAUGAGAUGAGAUGAGAUGAGAAAAAGUAUAAUAUAUGUGCAAAGGCUUGAUAUA
Molecule: messenger RNA, 2523 nt
Organism: Triticum aestivum (bread wheat)
Lineage: Eukaryota; Viridiplantae; Streptophyta; Magnoliopsida; Poales; Poaceae
Product: mitogen-activated protein kinase kinase kinase 11
Exons: 3
Coding region: 570-2360 (596 amino acids)
Biological process (GO): protein phosphorylation
Molecular function (GO): ATP binding; protein serine/threonine kinase activity
Source: RefSeq, a predicted model, not a curated record